This is a messenger RNA of Bufo bufo (common toad), 1336 nucleotides long. Its product is annotated as glucagon receptor-like. NCBI's taxonomy places the organism in Eukaryota, Metazoa, Chordata, Amphibia, Anura, Bufonidae. Bases 2 to 1288 code for a protein of 428 amino acids. Gene Ontology annotation, cellular component: plasma membrane. The transcript is spliced from 13 exons. The record is from RefSeq and is a predicted model, not a curated record. Gene Ontology annotation, biological process: adenylate cyclase-modulating G protein-coupled receptor signaling pathway; cell surface receptor signaling pathway. Gene Ontology annotation, molecular function: peptide hormone binding; glucagon receptor activity.
GAUGAGGCCCUCUCCUCUGCUCCCCUUUCUCGGCCUCUGCGCCCUCUGCCACUCACAGAGUGUCGCAGGAAAAGUUCUGGAGAAAACGAUUGAAGAAUGGAUAAGAUAUAAAGAAGACUGCUACAAAUGGAUGACAAGCACGCCGCAUCCUCAAGGUCUGCAUUGCAACCGCACUUUUGACAUGUAUGCCUGCUGGCCAGAUGGCACACCCGGAACGGUCGCCAGCGUGUCUUGUCCUUAUUAUCUUCCUUGGUUCCAGAAAGUUAAAAAUGGACAGGUAUCUCGACUCUGUGGGCUAGACGGCCACUGGGUGACGAUCAAUGGGACACAACUCUGGAGGAACUCAUCACAGUGUGAAGACGAGGAGGAGAUGGAUAUGAUGGAGAAAGAGGUAGGAACAAAGGAUUUGCUGCUGAGUUUCAGAGCUCUGUACACUGUGGGUUAUUCAGUGUCAUUGAUGGCCCUCCUGUCAUCCCUACUGAUCCUAACCAUGUGUAGGAAGCUGCGCUGCACCAGGAAUUACAUCCACGCCAAUCUGUUCUUCUCCUUUGCCCUGCGUGGAGUAUCAGUCAUUGUAAAGGACGUUUUAAUGGAGAAGAGAUGGGGCAUGCAGAUCAUUGAGGUGACAGACUGGGAGCUCCUCAUCAGCAAUAAGGCCGCUAUUGGAUGUCGCACGGCGCAGGUGAUAAUGCAGUACUGUAUUCUGGCCAAUCAUUACUGGUUUGUGGUCGAGGCGGUCUACCUAUACAAGCUGCUUAUUGGUGCAGUCUUCUCCGAGAAGAACAAUUACACCCUCUACCUCUAUCUUGGAUGGGGGACGCCGGUUUUAUUUGUAGUUCCUUGGAUGACGCUGAAGUAUCUCAAGGAGAACAAAGAAUGCUGGGCCCUAAAUGACAACAUGGCCUACUGGUGGAUUAUCCGGAUCCCCAUCCUGCUGGCCUCGGUGAUUAACCUUGUGAUCUUUAUGAGAAUCUUGAAAAUGAUAUUGUCUAAGCUGAGAGCCAACCAGAAAGGUUUUGCGGACUACAAACUAAGACUGGCUAAGGCGACGCUGACUCUCAUCCCGCUAUUCGGAAUCCACGAGGUAGUAUUCAUCUUUGCUACGGAUGAGCAGACAUCAGGGAUCCUUCGGUAUAUCAAGGUCUUCUUUAACCUCUUUUUCAGCUCCUUCCAGGGUUUCCUCGUGGCGGUAUUAUACUGUUUUGCCAAUAAAGAGGUAAAGUAUGAAAUACAGAAAAAGUGGCAGAUGUGGAAAAUGGACGGCUCGUCUCUGCUGUGCCUGCACUGACCAAGAUCUGGGUAUAUGAUGAACUUGUAAUCUGAGCUAAAAUACUAG